CGUACAUAUUCGUCCGGGCCGCAGACGCCGCUGACGUGUAACUGAGGUUCAAUCUGAUUCUCCGAAGGAAACUCCGACAGAACGUCCUUCCUAUUCAUGCUUGAUAUCGAGUACGAGACUGUGUCCGGUUUCUUUUGCCAGGAUGCGGUUGACGCCGAUCCUGUGGCAAUAGGUGCUGUCCCCCCUCGUUUUGGCUUACUCGACGCGUCUCCCGACAGAUGGAAGACAUUCAAAUCUGCUGUCGAGAGGUUAAAUAAUGAUUCCGCCAGUAGUGUGUUCUAUAAAGUAUUUUUCCUUGGACGUCAUGGUCAAGGCUAUCACAACGUUGCCGAAUCCAAGUACGGAACGCAAGCCUGGGAUGACUACUGGUCGAAACUCAAUGGUGACGGUGAACUUACGUGGGGUCCUGAUGCUUUGUUGACUCCUCUCGGCGAAUCCCAAGCGAAGGAUGCCCGUAAUGAAUGGGAGACGGAACUACAUCAUGGCAUACCUCUCCCCGAGAAGACUUUCAGUAGCCCCUUGCAACGCGCCAUGCGGACAUACCUGCUCACGUUUGAUGGCAUCGCCGUCGCUUGUAAGCCUUUGGUCCUCGAGAACUGUCGGGAAGAAUACGGAGUUCAUACUUGCGAUAAACGGCACCCAUUGUCUUGGAUUCAACUACAUUACCCGCAAUUUCUCGUGGAAGACGGUUUUAGUGAGCAGGAUGUUUUAUGGAAGCCUGACGUGCGAGAGACGAAGAUGGAGGUAAAAGCCCGAGCAAAGAACGUACUCGAUAGAAUUUUCUCUCUGGACAGUUGUACAUACAUCUCCAUCACCGCCCAUGGCGGAAUCAUCAACGGUUUAUUGGCAUGCAUGGGCAGGGACACUUAUUCCCUGCCAACAGGAGGUGUGUUACCUGUCGUCGUUAAAGGCGUUAGACGCGAACAAAAUUAGAAGUUGUUAUCCUAUCCAUACCCGCAGUAAAUUAUGGUCCAUGCAUUGACAACAUGAACCUAUCUGAUCUUCGGCGCUGUCUCCGAAAGCCAGGGAACAAAGGGAAACAAGAGCUCGCACACGUGAGUAAUCAUUCUUCCGGACUUUCCUUGCACAGUACCGUGAUGGAUAGUUCGAUAGAAGAGGAGAAGGUCGCGGGAAUCUACCCAAUUUUCUCGCCCGAAGGCCGCCGCGUUGAAAUCCGAACUGUCCGCAUAGGUUGUCUUUCCUCGGGGCUUGAUAGUUCCUCCGUACAGGCGUGAUCUAUAUGCCUAAUGUCGAGACAUUGACUCCCUUGAGAUUUCCGCCGCGGGUGUGGGCCCGAAUGCAGGACCUGCGCGUAUAUUGAGA
Molecule: messenger RNA, 1323 nt
Organism: Desarmillaria tabescens
Lineage: Eukaryota; Fungi; Basidiomycota; Agaricomycetes; Agaricales; Physalacriaceae
Product: histidine phosphatase superfamily
Exons: 8
Coding region: 97-933 (278 amino acids)
Cellular component (GO): cytoplasm
Molecular function (GO): phosphatase activity
Source: RefSeq, a predicted model, not a curated record